Messenger RNA from Homo sapiens (human), 996 nucleotides. RefSeq names its product mitochondrial ribosomal protein L40 (gene MRPL40). The coding region runs from base 395 to 883 and encodes 162 amino acids. The transcript has 4 exons. NCBI's taxonomy places the organism in Eukaryota, Metazoa, Chordata, Mammalia, Primates, Hominidae. The record is from RefSeq and is marked reviewed. Gene Ontology annotation, cellular component: mitochondrial large ribosomal subunit; mitochondrion.
GAGGGUAGCCAUGACGGCCUCCGUGCUGCGAAGUAUCUCGCUAGCCCUGCGCCCGACUAGCGGGUGAGUGCGGACGCUGGCCGGAUAGCGGAGUGCCCAGGGCGCGUGCGGGGUCUUCGCGACUGUCCGCCAGGACUCGCCUGUGCUCCCUGCUCGCCUCCCAGUCCACGAAUAUCUCAGGGAUGAGCCAUCUGGUCGUGACUCUUAUGCAUGAAAAUCUGAGCACCCUGGCGAGCAGCGGUCCUGCUUAAGUCCUCUGUGGUCUGAACGAAAGAUUUUGAAAAACCUUCCACGUUGACCUUGCUGUCAUAUCAAGCUUCUGGGAACUUGGCAGACGCAGCUUAGAGAGACUCACCAGCGAGCGUCAUUGUUGUCUUUCUGGGAACUCAUUCCCAUGAGAUCAGAACCUCUUCGAAAAAAGAAGAAGGUAGAUCCUAAAAAAGACCAAGAAGCAAAGGAGCGCUUGAAAAGGAAGAUCCGAAAACUGGAAAAGGCUACUCAAGAGCUAAUUCCUAUUGAAGAUUUUAUUACCCCUCUAAAGUUCUUGGAUAAAGCAAGAGAGCGGCCUCAGGUGGAGCUCACCUUUGAGGAGACUGAGAGGAGAGCUCUGCUUCUGAAGAAGUGGUCCUUGUACAAGCAGCAAGAGCGUAAGAUGGAGAGGGACACCAUCAGGGCUAUGCUAGAAGCCCAGCAGGAAGCUCUGGAGGAACUGCAACUGGAAUCCCCGAAGCUCCAUGCUGAGGCCAUCAAGCGGGAUCCUAACCUGUUCCCCUUUGAGAAGGAAGGGCCACAUUACACACCACCGAUCCCUAACUACCAACCCCCUGAAGGCAGGUACAAUGACAUCACCAAGGUGUACACACAAGUGGAGUUUAAGAGAUAGACUUGCAGGCUGCUAUCCUUAACAUGCUGCCCCUGAGAGUAGGAAUGACCAGGGUUCAAGUCUGCUUUCCACAGAAUCAGGCAUGCUGUUAAUAAAUACUGGUUUAAUCAAAA